UGGAGAGUGUGGCACGGGAAGCGACCAUCCGACAGAACGAGUUGUCACAGCUCAUUUCGGAAUUGGGAAGGUUCCAAGAAACAAUAUAUUCACAACAUCUGAGUUUUGAUCUUACUCCAGAAACUGCGUCCAAUGCACACAAUGAUGUUCAGACUGAACGUGCUUGCCAGUCUGUUGAUCGAGUUCUCCUCAAAGGCCUCCACCUUGCAAUCGUGGAUGACUCAUCAAACUCGGGCUAUAGGCUUGAUUCGUGAAAGAUCUGCCGAACCACUCAAUCUCAGUGAGGCCCGUCAAGAUGCGAGACGUCUACUCGAUGAGAUCACCCAGGAGGAGAGCCAACUCAGAUCUCUCGGUUCUCUGCUAGCGAAGAUUGAACAGGAGGUCGACGGCCUCUAUGACUCUGCGCCUGUAACAAUCACACGUGGGAUCCACUCCACUGAAAUCCGCAACACCUUCCACAGAGUUGAUGAUGAUUUUUCGGCAUUGAAGAGGCACUGUUCCGAUUUGAUCCAGUUCCAGAACAAAAUUGCAGGGCUCGGCAGUGAGCACGCAGAAAAUUUGCGGAGGAUGGAGGACUGGUUCUCGAAAAUUGAAGGGGACCUCGACCAAGUCGAGCGCAGAUCCGACCGUGAUGUCGAACAAAAGCUCGUGAUUUUAGAAGGACUCAAUCAAGAGGCUGUUGAUGGUAACAUGUACAUUGAUUACGCUGAUCAAACUUCUCGACGUCUUCUGAACGCAUUAGAUGGUUUGAGUGCCCAUCCAGACGCAUCCAGUAAACAUGAGUUGGAAUCCGAAGAACGACGGAAACGGCAUUCACGUCUGCUAGAUCGCAUGCAGCAGGCAUUCAAUAAAGCAACCGCUGAAAAAGCUGCCAACGAAGGUGUCCGAGACGCAGUUUUAGAAUUAUGUUCGUGGAUAGAAAAUUAUGAAAGUCGUUCAUGUACGGAUCGCGACAUUCCUCUAAUUGAGGAGGAUCUGAACCAACUGGUAAGUUCUGUUCUUUUGUAG
Messenger RNA from Haemonchus placei, 1008 nucleotides. Lineage: Eukaryota; Metazoa; Nematoda; Chromadorea; Rhabditida; Trichostrongylidae. The record is from the annotation of a GenBank genome assembly.